UGUUCGAACUGUGGUACGACCACAACUCCUUUGUGGAGACGAUCUCCUCUUGGUGAGGCUAUCUGUAAUGCCUGUGGCCUAUACUACAAGGCCCGUAAUACGUGUCGACCUCCUUUGAAUAAUGAAUCCGGUAACAAUGGUGAUUUCGUUUGUGCCAAUUGUCAUACUACGACAACACCACUUUGGAGACGAAAUGAAGCUGGCCUACCCAUCUGUAAUGCUUGUGGCCUUUAUUUCAAGCUUCAUAAUGUUCAUCGUCCGAUGACCAUGAAACGUUCUACCAUCAAGCGUCGCAAGAGAGUCACAGCAGCU
Molecule: messenger RNA, 312 nt
Organism: Rhizopus microsporus ATCC 52813
Lineage: Eukaryota; Fungi; Mucoromycota; Mucoromycetes; Mucorales; Rhizopodaceae
Product: iron transporter biosynthesis regulating transcription factor
Exons: 2
Biological process (GO): negative regulation of transcription by RNA polymerase II; positive regulation of transcription by RNA polymerase II
Molecular function (GO): DNA-binding transcription factor activity, RNA polymerase II-specific; RNA polymerase II cis-regulatory region sequence-specific DNA binding; zinc ion binding
Source: RefSeq, a predicted model, not a curated record